AUGAUAAUUUUCAGAUAUAUUUUUUUUGUUACUUUGACUCUAGCUCUAAAUGCUUUUGAAAAUGUUAAUUCACAACCACCACCAAGAUAUGGACAUACGGCAAAUUUUAUAGAAAAAGAAAGAAAAAUAUAUUUUAUUGGCGGGAUAAAUGCAAAUAAUCCUUCCCUCGUACUGGAUGUGCUUGUACUGGAUCUUUCAUCAAAUGUUUCUGUACAAAGCAUUCCCUCCGCUAUAACUGUUAGUGGGUAUACGCCUGUUGCGUGGGGAACUUCUGUUGUUGAUGGCACUAAAAUUUUUUAUUUUGGCGGCGUUAUAUUUAAUAUCUCAUCCAGUAUCUUUCCAGCUGUAAAUCCACCGAGAGCACGACGCAACUUAAAUUCAGUCCUUGAUCAGAACAAAAAAUGGCAUAUUUAUGGCGGGUCUGACAACAUCUUAGAUGAUCCGCGUAAUUUAAUGCUCACGCCGCUAAGUUUAAUACCAACUCACGAUCUAAAUGUACAUUAUUUAGACUUUUCAACAACAAAUGAAUUUACCUUUAUAGAUAAGCCAAAGCCAGAAACUUCAAGCAUAAAAGUCCGGUACGAAUAUACAGCGACAGCAAUAGGCAACAAUAUUAUAUAUAUUGGUGGUAAAACAGCACCCAGUACUUUCGUAGGAAUGGAUGAAAUUUGGAUAUUUAAUUCAGACACCUCGGAAUGGAAAAAAGCAAAGAACGUAUUUAAAUCUGAACUGGUGCCAAAACGUGGUGGUCACACUGCUGUAAAAUUAAACAACACUAGCAUUUUGAUAUAUGGCGGAUACUCCGAUCCAUCAAUAAUGAACAACAAUAAUGCUGUUGCAUUACUGAGAAUUCAGAAUUUUGAAGACUUCACUUCCACUUGGUCAUUGCCAGUUACAGAUACACCGUAUCCGAUACCCUAUUGGCAUACAGCAACAAUUUACGACCGUUAUAUGAUUGUCGCUUAUGGUAAAUUCCCUGACGCGAGUACACCAGUUGAUGCUGCUGCAACUUCUGGUGCAACCGUUGGUGCAACUUCUGGUGCAACUGUUGGUGCAACUGUAGUCACACCAUCAACUACGAUAACUAUUCUUGAUACUCGUGAUCUGAAAUGGGUUCAAGCUAUUAAUCAAUCACUAAUUAAUCAAACAGGUGGACCAAAUGGAAAUACAAGUGACCAAGAUACUUCUGUACCUGAAAAAAAUAAUGUAUCUGGAGGAAAGAAAAAUAAUACUGGGUCAAUAGUUGGAGGCGUGAUAGGAGGACUGUUAGGCGUCGCACUUCUUGCCGCUCUCGGAUUCUUUUAUUAUCGAAAAAAGAAUACUCAAGCUCAAAUUUUCGGAUGGCCAAAAAAAACAAUACAAAGUAAUGGGGAACCUAAGGCUGUUGUAAAAGAAAGAUCAUUGCCAAAUAUACCGAUACAGCCAGUUUUAUUGACUCCGCCACUAACGAAUUUAAAUACUUCCAGCUUACCAUCUGUUGAAUCACGUAAACCUCUUGAUGUAGCUAGUCCGGGCCCUACUCUUUUACAUGUGCCUUUGUUUAGUUCGGUUUAA
Molecule: messenger RNA, 1554 nt
Organism: Ambispora gerdemannii
Lineage: Eukaryota; Fungi; Glomeromycota; Glomeromycetes; Archaeosporales; Ambisporaceae
Source: the annotation of a GenBank genome assembly